Messenger RNA from Drosophila nasuta, 1293 nucleotides. Its product is annotated as developmentally-regulated GTP-binding protein 2. The coding region runs from base 119 to 1210 and encodes 363 amino acids. The transcript has 4 exons. The record is from RefSeq and is a predicted model, not a curated record. Gene Ontology annotation, molecular function: GTPase activity; GTP binding. Lineage: Eukaryota; Metazoa; Arthropoda; Insecta; Diptera; Drosophilidae.
CGGUCACGCUGUUCCAUGGCUCGGCACUACUUUAAAACAACAACAAGUGCAAAAUAGCUUCCCGAAUAUUUGUUAUUAACUUAAUGCUGUUCCAUCCACGACACACACAAACAACAGCAUGGGCAUUCUAGAGAAGAUUGCUGAGAUUGAGCGUGAAAUUGCACGCACGCAAAAGAACAAAGCCACUGAAUAUCAUUUGGGUCUGCUGAAGGCUAAAUUGGCAAAAUAUCGCUCGCAGCUGUUGGAACCGUCAAAGAAAGGCGAAAAGGGCGAGGGCUUUGAUGUGCUCAAAAGCGGAGAUGCGCGAGUCGCGCUCAUUGGAUUCCCCAGUGUGGGCAAGUCCACAAUGUUAUCCACACUAACGAAAACGGAGUCGGAAGCAGCCAACUACGAGUUCACCACGCUCACCUGUAUUCCCGGUGUCAUCGAGUACCAAGGAGCCAACAUACAGCUGCUCGAUUUGCCGGGUAUCAUUGAAGGUGCCGCCCAGGGCAAGGGUCGUGGUCGUCAGGUUAUCGCCGUGGCACGUACUGCGGAUUUGGUACUGAUGAUGUUGGAUGCCACGAAGCCGAAUGUUCAUCGGGAGUUGCUCGAAAGGGAGUUGGAAUCUGUGGGCAUAAGGCUGAAUAAAAGGAAACCAAACAUUUACUUCAAACAGAAAAAGGGCGGCGGCCUCAGCUUCAAUUCGACCUGCGCCUUGACGCGCUGCAGCGAGAAAAUGGUGCAAAUGAUUCUGCAUUCAUUUAAGAUUUUCAAUGCUGAGGUUUUGUUCCGUGAGGAUUGCACAGAGGAUGAGUUCAUUGAUGUAGUCACGGCCAAUCGCGUCUAUCUGCCUUGUUUGUAUGUGUAUAAUAAGAUUGAUCAGAUCUCCAUUGAGGAGGUGGAUCGGCUGGCCAAACAGCCGCACUCCAUUGUCGUCAGCUGUAACAUGAAGUUGAACUUGGAUUACAUGCUGGAGGCACUCUGGGAGGCUCUACAACUGAUUCGUGUGUACACUAAGAAGCCUGGUGCACCGCCAGACUUUGAUGAUGGUUUAAUCUUGCGGAAGGGCGUCAGCGUGGAGCAUGUUUGCCAUGCCAUUCACAGAACUCUGGCUGCGCAAUUCAAAUACGCUUUGGUCUGGGGCACAUCAACGAAAUACUCGCCACAGCGUGUGGGUAUUGCCCAUGUGAUGGCCGACGAGGAUGUCAUCCAAGUGGUCAAGAAAUAAGACGGCUGCAUUCAAGAGCUGCAUUUGUUGUUGGUCAACAGCUUGAUAUCAAUUGGGUUGAAAUAUAUUCUAUUCUAUAUAAA